Molecule: messenger RNA, 3626 nt
Organism: Stereum hirsutum FP-91666 SS1
Lineage: Eukaryota; Fungi; Basidiomycota; Agaricomycetes; Russulales; Stereaceae
Exons: 5
Coding region: 388-3192 (934 amino acids)
Source: RefSeq, a predicted model, not a curated record
UCUCCUUCAACUUGCAUCAUCCAUCUUUUCGCCUUAUUAUCUCGAAAAGUGAUAUCUCGUGUUUGAAUCUUCUGAUGAUGAGAAAAGAGAGCCAAGGUUAUGGGUCGUCAAGAACGGCAACCGGCCGUACGGGUGACAACAUCGUUACCAGGUCCUGAAUUGCCCACGACUUCGUCUUCGUCUGCUUUCUUCUUUCUGAGGGUUGAGUCUUUUGCUCGUCGACGUCGUGCAGCGAGUCUGCCGUCCAUUCUUUCCUAGUCUUUCUUUCAUCGACUUGCCCUCUUAAACUUCGCCUUUUCACCCCAAGGCUACCAUCACUGGCAGGACCCAGUCUUUGCGAUGCCCUGUAACUCGAUUUCUUGCUGUACAACUUCUGGUCUUCAGUAAAUGUCCGCCGUCUGUCUCUCUCCGGUUUCAAUCCUCCGCUGUAUAGACCUCUCUCUGCUCGACACUAAGCUUCUCUUGAUUCCGCCUGCCCUGGAGUUGGUAUUUGCUGCAGGGUUGAUGUUCGCCGGGAGAGGGCAAGGCAGAAAACGGUUCCUUCUUGUCGCCGAUGGCCUCUCUUACUUUCUUCUCGCCCUAUUCGAUGUCCUUGCCCACAAUCUCUCUUUCUUCACUUCCCCAUCCAAUUUCAAUUCUUUCCGGGCUUUCGAUCUCGCCAUCGGGGCCAUGUCCUUCUUGCCCCUAUUCUUCUACACCGCGUUUCUCUAUCUUUAUAAACGUGUCAAUUUCUUUCCCGAACUGCCCCAGCGGUUCACUAUGCUUGCCAAAUUAUUCGCACUGGUCGUCAUCCCCAUCAUCAUCGCCACGAACGAAGUUGGCUCGUUUGUUGGCAAUACCUACCAGCUCGUCCAAUUCGCCAAUGGAGCACCAGCGACACCUGCGGUCGGGACGAACGAUGAUAAGGUCAUCUUCGCCCGGACGUUCAUCAACAGCACUUCGCUCGCCCUCCUCGUCGUUUAUCAAGCCGUCACAUUUUUCCUCGCUAUGACACGCCUUGCCAGGGCUCUCAUCGGGCAACGGUCAAUGGAACUUGAAGGUGUCUCUGGAUCGGACAGACGAUAUUUGUUUAGAGGGACGGGUUGGAUUGCUGCUGGGGUGGCGUUGGGAGGUGUGGAGACCGUCCUUGGCUUUGUCUCUGAUGGUAGCUUUGGGUUGUUCUUUACGAGGAGACUACUUAGGCUGCUCGGGAGAGCAUGCCUUGUCAUUGGAGUUGCCAAAGGAACGGACACACUCGAAGACUUCUUGAUCCUGGAUGCCGAAUUCCCUGCUAACAGAAACAAGAGACGUUCCAUUCGUCAAUUGACCAUCGGCUCGCCACGCCCCCAGCGCCCCAUGUCCUAUGCUAACGGAUCGAACCAACGUCCCGUCUCUCGUUUCUCAGUAACACCCCCCUCAACACGUCGCCUCAAUAAUCUCCCAAGAGCGGCCUCCCCUUCUACCCCCCAGUACCUAUUCAGCAACAGUCCCAAGCGACCUUCACCGACUCGACCGCGCCUAUCUCCGUUGACCAUAAGUCGUUACGGCGAACGCGUCACCAUUUACCAAGGCGUCAACCGGCCACCGACACUCGUUAUGCGGAUGUCAGACACCUUCCCCUCUCCUCAGACGCUCCUCGCAUCCACCAGCAUCAAUACCGGCAAAUCUCCCUUCUUCGCAAAUCCGUCAAAACCUUCAGGCCCGAAGUCUACAGGACCGUUAUCCAGUACUUACACAGGUACCGUCGUAGACAGCAAGCUCGGGACUUCCUCUCCCGAUCCUUCGUCGGGAAUGAAACUGCGAGACUCUACGGCCAUUUGGCAUACGCAUUACAAGCAGCAAACCUCCUUCGGAUCCGGAGACGUACCUAUCAUCACCUCUACCAUGAGACCACGCGAACGAGUCUUCUCCGCUAGCAGUCUUGCGUCCGAUUCUGGCGAGAUCGUGCGGUCGUUGUCGAAUAGGUUCUCUGGCCUGCCGCCGAGGAUUACUGGGAAAUAUCGUGGGUCGAUGGUGUUGGGUGCUGUGGCGGAUGAUUCUGAGGCUUCGGAAGAGUUGUUAGCGAGGCAGAAGAGUGGGAGUACGACUAAUAGUGGGACCAGUCGAGUUUCGAGAGGAGGAUCUGCGAGGAGAAAGCCACCGCCUGCACUAAGAGACUCGAUGCUCUCGCCUGGACCCAGACCCGGCCCCGGGACGACGCAGACGGUAUCUCCACCUCCGGACUCACCGUCCGUCUUCAGUACGAAUGAAGAAGAAUGGGGACGCCAAAACGACGGGGCUGCAGAUUUCGAUCCUCGGGAUAACCGUCGAAGCUCUAUCGCUCUGUCUUCCGAACACGUCAAUUGGUCUCAGGUGGCCAACGGUGCGCGAGCUGCAGGCAACCGUGACAGUAUUAGGGCGUCGGGUCAGUGGGCCACCGUAGCCGUGCCGCUCUCGCCUUCGGACGUGCAGUCCGUCACGAGCGGUCAAAGUGGGCGCACGCCGAUCGACGUCAACCGAUAUCGCGUGUCGAAGUCUGCACCGACGCGAACGCCUCUCAGUGCAGAAGCCUUAGCUGCUCGAGGUGUGUACAUGCCUUCGUCAGCUGUAGGCUUCGUAAAGCCAGGCUCCUCGCCGCUCUCAGUCCCACCAAUGGGAUCCUCAGUUUCGCCGCCGCAACAGAGCGUCUUGACCCGCUCCAGCAAGAGCUCUCACACCAACACCCUCGACAUCGAAUGGCUCUCGAACCCUAGCAUGCCCCACGAGACGGAGGCAACCACCGCUAAUGCCGUCGAGAAGGGCGGUAGCCGAGGAAGCAGUGCGAGCCGUGGUACGAGGAGUAGUGCGGGGAUCGGUGGAAGGCCGACGGUGACGAUGGUGAGGGGCGUGAGUGUCGGUCAGGUACCUAGACGGAAAACUCCUACGCCGACAAAUACGAUAUUCUCGAGAGGGAGUAUCGCGGCGGAGGUGGAGACGCCAUCUCCGACUAGCACGGGGUCGAUGAGUGCCAGAGGCGAAUUCCCAUUCGACAGCCAGUAUUCUCUGAAUGCAGGUGCGGAGGGUGGAACGGGUGUAGGUGUGGGUUCGAGAAAGAGGAGCGCAACGACGGGAUCGGGCGCAGGCACAGCGAGACUUCAGAGGAAGGACUCGGAGGUGUUGGGAGAUGAGGAUAGGGAGAUGGUGAGGAGGAGUUGGUUGGGAAGGUCGGUGAGGGCGAGCGCGAUUAUUCCAUAGAUUCUGAAGUGAGGUGAUAUUGGCGCCAGGGUCGCGUUCUUGUUUUAUCCGUUUCCAAUUCGUGCUCUUUUACUUCGCCUUCGUUCUUUCUUUCUGCUUAUUCUUGUUCUCUUUAUUCUUCGAGCUACCGUUAGCCCCCUUUAUAUUUUCGUUCUUCCAUUAGGGCUAUUUGAACCGCGCUUACCACGGACAUUUCUCGACUGUACUGAUUUGUCCAUACGGCGAUUCGUUCAAUUUCUGACCCGUCUGUGCUCCACUGUCCGUACUAUCCGCUGUGCUCACCUUGUUCCACUCCUCUGAUCCACAACUAUGCCAUAUAUACCAUACUAUACUGGGCCCCCGACGGGGCCAGCGGACCCUGUAUUGUAGCCUGCCUGUAGUCGCGUAGUGCUCUGAUAUAGGUGUACCUAGUCUUCGCCUUGCUCCGUUCAAGU